AACAGUAUACUGUAUUUGUAAUUACAUUUUUUUAACUUUUCUUUCAUAUACCAAAUUAAAAAAAAAAAAACAUAAUUGUGAUUAUAUUACGUAAUUUGUCACUAAAAUUGGAACUAGGAAGUAAACUCCCACAAUUGAAAGUUGUCGUCGGGCCUAAAUGAGCUUUCAUAUUGGGUUGUGUAUACAUACAUAAUCAAGCCCAUCAAUCAAGUCUGACUAUUUCUCUUGGAAAAAAGGCUCAAAUCCAAUUGUAGAAUAGAGAACAGCCUCAAAUCUGAGACCGCGAUCAAGUGAUGUCUGCAGAACUUUGAAGAGAGCUUUCAUGAGAAGCUUAUUGCCUCUAUAUUUGGCGCCUCUAAUCUUUUGAAACAUAUUAUUUUCCCUCCUUGUGCCCCUUCACUUCGCUUUUAUAGCACCUUUUACGGCUUUCUUUCUCUUGUUGGGUUAAAUUUGAUCUUUGUUAAGGAAGCAACAAAAACGCAAGAAGAUGGCUCAUCAACAACAACGGCAGCAACAAAAACAACCGCAGGCGGAACUUGAUGAAAUGCAGCAUGGCCCUUUCCCUGUUGAACAGCUCCAGGAGUCAGGAAUCGCUGCCCUUGACGUUAAGAAGCUUAAAGAUGCUGGUCUCUGUACAGUUGAGUCUGUUGCUUACUCUCCUCGAAAAGAGCUUCUGCAAAUUAAAGGAAUCAGUGAAGCUAAAGUUGAUAAAAUCAUUGAAGCAGCUUCCAAAUUGGUGCCUCUGGGUUUUACUAGUGCGAGCCAACUCCAUGCUCAAAGGUUAGAGAUAAUCCAGAUAACUUCUGGAUCAAGAGAACUUGACAAAAUAUUGGAAGGAGGCAUUGAGACAGGAUCUAUUACUGAGAUCUAUGGUGAGUUUCGCUCUGGCAAGACUCAACUGUGCCAUACACUCUGUGUCACUUGCCAACUUCCAUUAGAUCAAGGAGGUGGUGAGGGAAAAGCAAUGUACAUUGAUGCUGAGGGCACAUUCAGGCCACAGAGACUAUUACAAAUAGCAGACAGGUUUGGGCUGAAUGGUGCUGAUGUUUUGGAGAAUGUGGCCUAUGCUCGUGCUUAUAACACUGAUCAUCAAUCUAGGCUUUUGCUUGAAGCAGCUUCUAUGAUGGUGGAAACAAGGUUUGCCCUUAUGAUAGUGGACAGUGCUACUGCCCUAUACAGAACAGAUUUCUCUGGAAGGGGAGAACUGUCUGCUCGGCAAAUGCAUCUUGCCAAGUUCCUCAGGAGCCUUCAGAAGAUGGCAGAUGAGUUUGGUGUUGCUGUUGUGAUAACAAAUCAAGUUGUUGCACAAGUAGAUGGUUCUGCUAUUUUUGCUGGGCCUCAGAUCAAGCCUAUUGGUGGUAAUAUAAUGGCUCAUGCUUCCACAACAAGGCUUGCUCUCAGGAAGGGUAGAGGAGAGGAGCGCAUCUGUAAAGUAAUAAGUUCUCCUUGUUUAGCCGAAGCCGAAGCGCGGUUUCAAAUCUCAGCUGAAGGCGUAACUGAUGCCAAGGACUGAUUUUGGAAGUUCUGUUCAUAAACCUGUGCUUUCUCAAUUGUAUAUUUUACUUGAUCUGCAACUGCAACUGCAAGCAACAGAUGUAAUGAUUUUGUGUUUCUUUAUUUUUGUUAGCAAUGACACAACAUCGUAUUUGAAAGACCUUCAAAUUGAUUCUUGAUAAAGUUGUUUCUCUUGUAAGUAGUAUUUGAUGGUUAUAUUAUAUUGGUAAAUGUAGUACAUGGGAACAUUGCAAUAUCAGAGAUCAUUUUGUCAUU
Messenger RNA from Ricinus communis (castor bean), 1770 nucleotides. RefSeq names its product DNA repair protein RAD51 homolog. Gene Ontology annotation, cellular component: condensed nuclear chromosome. The record is from RefSeq and is a predicted model, not a curated record. Gene Ontology annotation, molecular function: DNA strand exchange activity; ATP-dependent DNA damage sensor activity; ATP hydrolysis activity. The transcript is spliced from 9 exons. Bases 488 to 1513 code for a protein of 341 amino acids. Gene Ontology annotation, biological process: double-strand break repair via homologous recombination; DNA recombinase assembly; mitotic recombination-dependent replication fork processing. Lineage: Eukaryota; Viridiplantae; Streptophyta; Magnoliopsida; Malpighiales; Euphorbiaceae.